GGCCGCGAUGGCCAAUCAGUCAGCGAUUUCAGUACGGCAUAGAACGUUGAUUGGCACGGUGUCUACACAAGUGAUAGUGCGCACGGUGUUUGUUAUUAUUUAGGUGGACAGCUGGCUGUGAGCUGUAAGAAGCAUCACCACCGAUUUGACCGCACCCAUAAUCAUAUUCUUUAUCUGUGGGUACUUUCGCAACUAUUUGGCCCAGUCCAGAAACGUGUGAGACCGGUCCGACAGUAUUUUCGAUGGUCUUUCCACUGGAGCGCUCAUACGGUUUAUAUAACAGGAGCGAAACACCAACGCACUUAAACUAGUUCCAGCGGAAAACCCAUUCCCCGCGUGUAGUUAGCCUCAUCAGGCGUAUUCCAGCUAAUCAAAUCAGUUGUUAUACACCAUCGAAAAAUCACACAACCGGCACCCUUCGUAACAAUGACCGAUUCCAUGACAGAGUCUCAAUCCGUCCAGCUGCCGGAAUAUGUGCGCCAAGCUGCUACCCGGACAGCCGUCAAACUUGGAUUCACAUCUGAUAAAUUGGAUGUACGCUUCGAGCGUGGCUCCAGCUGUGAUGGGUUGGUGGGAGAAAUCCAUCGGGUUAUCCUCACCGAAGGCAGCCGCCAAGUGGAUCUGUUCUGUAAGAUCCCUCCACAGAAUGCAGCCCGCCGGGAGGAGUUCAAUUCGAUAGCUCUGUUCGAACGGGAGAUUCUACUAUAUUCGACCAUACUGCCAGCAAUGUUCGAGUUUCAACGCGACAGAGGAGUGCCAGAAUCAGAAGGUUUCUUCAACGUACCGAAGUGCUACUUGACAUUGUUCGAUGCAGAUAGCGAAGAGUCGGUGCUAUUGAUGGAAAACCUACGCAACAAAGAUUAUCGAAUGGGUAAUAAGAUCGAACCGGUAGACUAUGAACAUGCGCGUCUGGUGAUGAUCAAUUUGGGACGACUGCAUGGGUUGUCUCUGGCACUAAAGGACCAAAAACCAGAGCUGUUGAAGAGUUUUCAACUGUCCGAUGUAUUACUUCCGGCACUCAAAAGCAGUGAACAGCUGAUGGCCAUGUUUGAUGCCGCGCUGGAAAAUGCCAUUUCUUUACUAGAGCCGGAGGAAGAAAUCGAGAGAAUGAAAAUGGAGACAUUGAGGGGAGAACACAUACAAGCACUGGAGGCGUGUUUGGAUGGAACGAAAGCGGAACCGUAUGCAGUAUUGAACCAUGGCGAUUGUUGGAUAAACAAUAUCUUAUACGGAUACAAGGAUAGUAAGCCGACCGAGCUGGCCCUGAUCGAUUGGCAACUGGUGCGCUAUGCAUCACCCGCUCUAGAUGUCCUGUACUUCCUAUUCUGCUGCACGGAUGACUCUUUCCGGGAAAAGCAUUUCGAUGAUAUGCUUCAGGUGUACCAUAGUUCGUUAACGGAUCUUCUUGAUAAAUUGGGUAGUGAUCCGUUAGCGUUGUUCCCCUUCGAUGCCCUGAAAGAACAGCUGAAGAAUUUUGCCAAGUUUACGAUCAUCAUGGCCACCUUUGACGUACCCAUUCUAUGUACGGAUCCGGCGGAGAUGCCGGACUUAAAUGGGGACCUGGCGGAGGGGUUUGCAGCAUCACCGGAGGCACAGUUAAGGUACGCCAGCCGAAUGAGGGGUAUCAUAAAAGACGCGGUCAGAUAUGGCUAUCUGUAGUACGUAGAUAGUAGUACAGUAUUAUAUUAUGUUCAAAAUGUGUGGAUUGAUAAGGGAGA
Messenger RNA from Armigeres subalbatus, 1718 nucleotides. RefSeq lists its product as uncharacterized. The transcript has 3 exons. Bases 427 to 1659 code for a protein of 410 amino acids. Lineage: Eukaryota; Metazoa; Arthropoda; Insecta; Diptera; Culicidae. The record is from RefSeq and is a predicted model, not a curated record.